Carica papaya (papaya) is the source of this 954-nucleotide messenger RNA. RefSeq lists its product as uncharacterized. NCBI's taxonomy places the organism in Eukaryota, Viridiplantae, Streptophyta, Magnoliopsida, Brassicales, Caricaceae. The record is from RefSeq and is a predicted model, not a curated record.
UUACGGCGUAGCUGCAGCGACGCCGUUUUUCCCUGAAGAAAAAGAUAUAUCAACGAAAAAUCCUCUCUCUAUUCUCUGUCCCUUGUCUCAUUGAGUGUAAACCCUAACGAAAGUAUUCUUGCAGUCUUGUUCGAGGAGUGGAUUGCGUAAAGCGAGUUAAAUCAGAGAAUUGUAAUUAUACCAUGAAGAGGGCAAUGCGAUGGAGUGAUCAGGAGGAUGAUUCAUUAUCUUCUGAUGAAUCCUCAGCAUCAUGUUCAGAUUCUGAAGCUGUUGAAAGAGCUGACAAGGCAAAGAUAAAAAAGUCUGCAGUCAGGUCUAGGAAGCAAAAAAGUGGUGCUACUGCUAUUGACUUUGAAGCAUUGAAGCGUCAUGGUUAUAAAGGCGGAUUAUCUGUUCUGAAUAUGCGUCCACCAGAAGAGAAGCCAAACUGGUCUUGGUCUACAGGCAAAGAAAGUAAAGGAACUGAGGAAGUUGAUGAACGUUAUGAAGACCGACAGAAAACUAGAGCUGCAGUAUUGAGUGGCGAACAGCUGACGAAUGUGCAAACUCAGAAAGAAAAAAAGAAUAUUUCUUUCUCGCAGAAAGAGAAAAGGAAAAGAGAACUGGGUCAGGCUAGUAGAGGGAAGAAUUAUGUCGAAGAAGAGAAGAGAUUAUUACGAGAAAGUGGCAUUUAUUCAGGUUUUGAUACAUGAAAUGAUUUAACCAUGCAAGUCAGUUUCUUAAUCGUGUUAAAUAUAUGCAUGGCCUGGCUCUUAUUACAUUAUGGGCUGUAUUUAGCAAAUGCCAUAAGAAAUCGGUAUGGUUGUUUUCCCUUAUUGUCAUUGCAAGAUAGAAUUAGUUUCUUGAGGUUUUUAUGAACAUGUUUAUGUUGUUUCUAGCCGCAAGAUCUAUAUCAUCAAAGCUUUAGAUGUUUUCAUAUCAUUAAAGCUUAUUUAUUACUGAGGAACUUAACCA